Messenger RNA from Cladocopium goreaui, 1281 nucleotides. Lineage: Eukaryota; Dinophyceae; Suessiales; Symbiodiniaceae. The record is from the annotation of a GenBank genome assembly.
AUGAGGGGCCUCCUGCAAUCAGCCAAUGACCAGGCUGCAGCAAUGUUGGUCCUUGCCAAGGUGCUGAAGGACAAGAUGUGCAAGGAGGAGAAACGAGAUAGAUUUGGUGAUGCUGGAAAGGUGGUAAAGCAGCCCGAGAUGUUUUACCCAAAGAACCGACAGGAAGAGCUGACGCAGUGGCAAGGCUGGCGUUUGGGUUUCAGGUCAUGGUUGUUCGAUGCCCAGGAGGACUACCGCACUGACCUGGACAACGUUGAAAAGAGGACCACUGCAAUUGACUUCAUCGACAUGACUUUGGAGCAACAUGCAGGAGCUGAACGACUUCAUAGCAUCUUGGUUGGUCUUCUUCGCGGACGCACCUUGAAGAUCCUUAGGUCGGUUGAGGAAGGGAAUGGAUUGGAGGCCUGGAGAGCGCUCAAUAGACAGAUGGCACCGAGAACAAGGGCAAUGAGCAUAGCGCUUUUGCAGGCGUUUCUGAGCCAUCCACCCUUCAACAGCGAGAAGACGGUGACCGAGCAAGUGUUGGGCCUUGAGCGCUUGGCUGAGGAGUACCAUAGUGUGGCUGGAGAAGAGAUCAGCGACAACACCAAGCUGAGCGUCUUGCUGCAGGACAAGCACCAGCACGAUGAGGCAGUUCCGAUGGAGGUGGAUCGAGUGAAAGGCUUUCCCAAAGGGAAGGGCAAGAAAGGUGGCAAAGGUAAGAGCUUUGGAAAAGAUGGUAAAAGCAAAGGAAAGGGCAAAGGUGAUGGAAAAUCGAAAGGGCAGAACUUUGACUGCAACAACAAGGGCAAGAACCCCAAGGGCUAUGGCAAGAACAAUGGAAAGGGCCUAUGUGGUCAGAGUUCAACAGCGGCAACUUCGACGGUGAGAAGAAUCCAGAUCAUUGACCUGGACUCUGAGGAGGAGCCUGAUGCAGAGCAGGCAAUCAAAGCAGUGACAGCUGAGGAGGUCUAUGACAUGACCUACGGUGCCAAUGAGGAUGAGAUCCCAGAAUGUGCUGAUGGUCCAACAACUGUGGUGAGCUUCUUUGCAAGGGAGAUUGAGGAUGUGCAGUAUUUGGGCACCAUCAACACAGGUGCUGACGAUCCCUUUCUUCGACCUCGAGACCCUGAGCCUUCAGAAGAGCAAAAGCAAGCACGAGGCUUUGGGUGGCAUGGUAGAACUUUGGAGGAUGGAGUUUAUGAGGUUGACGAUGAUGAGGACCUCAACAUGGGCCCACAACAUGAAGCAGCUGAAGGUGAUCCGGUGCCUUUGGUGGGACAAGAAGGGCCAGUUCGCUGA